AUGUAUAUCUCGGCAGCAUUCAAUCAAGACCUCUUCCUCGGAAUCCGGUAUUCUCAGCCACCGAUCAACGACUUGCGGUUCAGAGUUCCUCAAAGCUUGAACUCUUCAUGGUUGAUUCGCUCAGCAACAGAAUGGCCUCCAUUCUACGUCGUAUGGAUUCACGGCGGUGGAUUGUUCAAUGGUGGAUUGUUCAAUGGUGGAACUAAUAAUAGACGAUAUAAUCUGAGUUUCAUCGUUCAGAAUAGUGUUAAUGUAGGGAAGCCGAUGAUUGGAAUAAGCUUUCAAUACAGACUUUCAGGAGGUGCCACUAAUCUUGGUUUCCGAGAUCAAAGGCUUGCGCUCCAUUGGAUCCAAGAGAACAUGGAUGCUUUCGGUGGCGAUCCGUCGAAGGUCACUAUUUGGGGUGAGAGUGCAGGUAGAGAUGACAACCUGUUCCGUGGUGGAAUUGCUGAGUCCGGAGGUCCAGUAGUGUCAUUCUUCCCAGCAACGUUACCAGGAGGCUACAACAGCACUGCAUAUCAAGAAGUCUACGAUGGUCUGGUUUCGAGCACUUCCUGCUUAUCCACCUUAGGAUCCGGGACUUCUCUCUCAUGCCUGCUUUCGCUCCCCUUCUCUGACCCGAACGCUGCGCUCAACACACCCGUAGAUGGAUAUGGACCUUUUGUCCCAAUUAUAGAUAAUGAUCUCAUCGCCACUUAUCCCUCCGUUCAACUUUCGCCGGGAAAGUUUGUUCGCGCACCCCUUCUCAUUGGGGCAAAUACCGAUGAAAGGACAUCAUUCGGCAUCAGUUUCGGUCCUAAUGGUACAGAUGUAAACUCGGACGCACAAUGGCUUGACGUCUUGAACUCGAUUAACAUUCCACCCGACUCUCAGGCCGCAGCUAUCAUAAGCUACCUCUAUCCGAACACCCAAGGACUCGGAAUCCCGCUCCCGGUUCCCUUGCAUGACAUCCUGUUUCGGCGCGCAGUCGUCAUCGCACCAAGAAGAGCAACCAACCAAGCAUGGUCAGCGUACCAAGUCCCCAGCUACUGCUACCGCUUCGACGUCGUCGUCAACGGAAUCCCUACCUGCGUGGGCUCAACCCAUUUCCAAGAAGUUGCAUUCGUCUUCAACAAUAUCCGCGGCGAAAGUGGGAGCUGGGUCAGCUUUGUUGUUGAUCAGGACCCGAAAGAUCAUGGCGUGGAGGGCGUGAAGCAAUGGCCUGUUUACAACUCGGGCCUGGGAGGCGGGUUGGGCAUUAUUAAUAUGGUGUUUACGGUUAAUGUUACGGAGCAGUGUAUUGAGUGGCAUAGUUGGAGGGGGGAAAGCAUUAAUUUCAUUAAUGAGAAUCGGCUGUGA
This is a messenger RNA of Hyaloscypha bicolor E, 1338 nucleotides long. RefSeq names its product alpha/beta-hydrolase. The transcript is spliced from 7 exons. The record is from RefSeq and is a predicted model, not a curated record. Lineage: Eukaryota; Fungi; Ascomycota; Leotiomycetes; Helotiales; Hyaloscyphaceae. The coding region runs from base 1 to 1338 and encodes 445 amino acids.